Molecule: messenger RNA, 2998 nt
Organism: Girardinichthys multiradiatus
Lineage: Eukaryota; Metazoa; Chordata; Actinopteri; Cyprinodontiformes; Goodeidae
Gene: lipeb
Product: lipase, hormone-sensitive b
Exons: 14
Coding region: 56-2704 (882 amino acids)
Biological process (GO): triglyceride catabolic process; cholesterol metabolic process
Cellular component (GO): cytosol
Molecular function (GO): triacylglycerol lipase activity; sterol ester esterase activity
Source: RefSeq, a predicted model, not a curated record
CAGGUAGGUAUGAAGGAGAAUUAUGAGAGGCGGUGCGUAAACAGAGUGGGCGAAGAUGGCGUCGAGUAAGAAGGGAGGAGAGAAUGGCAAGCUGGAGAGAGUUGUGAAUGGAAGACGCUCAUCUAAAUUCAAAGAGGGUCCUGUUGUGAUGGAUUCCCAGGCAGUGUUUGAGGCCCUGUACAGCGUGUGUGAAGAAAAUGUCACUUUCUUCUCGGGCGGAACCAAGGGGACUCAGGGUGAUGCGGGCCAGCGGCUGGUGGAGGUCAUGAAACGGAUCCAGGACCAUGCUCGCAAUCUGGAACCUGUCAUUUCUGGCUUCGCAGCCGUUUAUCACCAUUUUGACUUUGACCCACACAUACCUGCUAAUGGCUACCGCUCGCUCGUCAAGGUUGUGCGUUGCUGUCUUCUCCACAUCAUCCACAAGGGGCGCUACAUCACAGCCAACCGUCGCAGCAUCUUCUUUCGGGUAGCACACAACGCGGGGGAGAUGGAAGCCUACUGCAAUGCGCUCUGUCAGCUGCGCGCCCUGCUUUACCUGGCCCAGCGCAUGCUACAUGACAACAGCCACGGAAACCUGUUCUUCCAGGAUGAAAGCGGGCUCAGCGAGAGCUUUAUCCGCGAAUACGCCUCCAUGCAUAAAGGAUGUUUCUAUGGCCGCUGCCUGGGCUUUCAGUUUACCCCGGCCAUCCGACCAUGUCUUCAGACCAUCGCUAUUGGCCUUGUGGCCUUUGGAGAAAACUAUAAGCGUCAUCAGUCAGGAAUAGUGGACGCAGGAGGUAUUGCACCAUAUGGUGUGGCAGCCAGCUCUUUCUUUACCUCAGGGAAGUACGCCAUCGACCCAGAGCUGAGAGGGGCAGAAUAUGAACGGAUCACUCAGAACCUGGAUGUGCAUUUCUGGAAGGCCUUCUGGAACAUCACAGAGACUGAGGUCCUGUCGAGUCUUGCCAGUAUGACCUCUACUCAAGUCAAGGUGAACAGAGCGCUUUCUGUGCCCCCUGUGCACUUCGAUCUUCCGCUAGCUGCCAACCACAGAGCGUCUGUGACAAUAGCUCCACCUUCAGCACAUGUCGGCACUGCUCCUGUUCAAAUGAGACUCAUUUCUUAUGAGUUGCGGGAAGGACAGGACAGUGAAACUCUGCUAUCUCUCACUCGAUCUGAGGGAGGCGCUAUUUCUUUAUCCCUGGGGUUGAAAACCAAGCGCCUCCCUUCUUCGCCCUGCCUUCUGAUCCACUUCCAUGGGGGAGGAUUUGUGGCCCAGACCUCAAAGUCCCAUGAGCCUUACUUGAAGAGCUGGUCCCAGGUACUUGGUGUUCCCAUCCUGUCAGUGGAUUACUCUCUGGCCCCUGAAGCCCCAUUCCCACGCGCACUUGAAGAGUGUUUCUAUGCCUACUGUUGGGCUCUAAGAAACCACCAUCUACUUGGAUGGACCGGAGAGAAAGUGUGUUUGGCCGGUGACAGUGCCGGGGGUAACUUAUGUGUGACCACAUCGAUGCGCGCCGCUGCCUUUGGUGUGCGAAUGCCAGAUGGCAUCGUGGCAGCCUACCCAGCUACACUGCUGACGGCCUACGCAUCGCCCUCCCGUCUGCUUACACUUAUGGAUCCCCUGCUGCCGCUCAGUGUGCUCUCCAGGUGUCUCAGUGCCUAUGCAGGUAAUGAGCCGCAGACAGAGAAGCAGGUAGAAAAAGUGAGCACGUUGAGCCUGGUGAGAAGAGACACGGCCCUGAUGCUGCGAGAUUUCCGACAGGGUGCCUCCAACUGGUUCCAAUCUCUGCUGGAUCCCAACAGAGCGUCGGCCUCCUCCAACACAGCUGCCGAGACAACACCAGCAGCCCCCGAUACGCCGACAGCUGAUACAGUGAGAAAAAGUGUCUCGGCAGCCUCCAUCUCCUCGCCUCACGCCGACCCGCCUGUGCCCAACAAGCCAUCGGAGUUCCCCAGCAGAAAAUUAUCUGUGAAGAGCAAGACAUGCCAGGACUUGGGAUCCCACAGCAGUCCCAUCCCCCAAAGUUCACCGCUGAUGUCUGAGCAUGCUGUGGAGGAUGUGAGUUUUUUCCUCUCCAGGGAUAGUGACCCCUCCAUGUAUGAUGACCUGUCCUCUUUGGCCAUUCCACCCCCUGUCGUAGAGGAAGAAUCGGAGCUGGAGCGCCCCAGGGAGUUCCCUCUGGGUUUUGAGCCACUGCGCUCGGAGCAGCUUGCUGAAAUGACAAUGCAGAGCUCUCCAGUGGUCAAAGAUCCUUUCUGCUCACCUCUGCUGGCUCCUGACAGCAUGCUGAAGGGGCUGCCUCCUGUACACAUAGUGGCUUGUGCUUUGGACCCAAUGCUGGACGACUCUGUGAUGUUUGCCAAGCGUCUGAGGAGCGUAGAGCAGCCCGUCACCCUGUGCAUUGUGGACGACCUCCCCCACGGCUUCCUCAGUCUAUCACAGCUCUCCAAGGAGACGAAGGAGGCCGCCAACGUCUGCGCGGAGCGAAUUCGCGCAGUCUUCAACCAGAAGGACACACCCCCAGAACCACGCAAGCACCGCAAACUGGAGCGGACCGAUAGGGGAGAACUGCCGCCCUCUAGGGAAACUGGUGCUCUGCUUGCCGGCCCUCAUGAGAAUGCAGAGGCAGCUGUUGGGAAAGGGGCUAAAAUGUCUGAUGGAGAGGGCUCAGUUGCUGUGGCAGCCCAGAAUAACUCUGACGCUGGUGGCAUCGGUGCUUAAAUGAGUUUGGGGGGGGUGGGGGAGACUGCAGUUCACCAAAGGAGUGAAGAGAGAGAGUGAGAGAGUAAAUGAAAGUCAUAUUGAUGUAAGCAGUGCAAUGCCUAAAUGAGAAACGGAGGGAGCGUCUUGAAAAACUAAAAGACCACUGGGUGGGGGCAGUCUAAAAAAUUGCCUAGCGUUUGAAAGAUAAAUAAGGGGAGGUGGAGCGCUGAAAGGUAUCUCUUUCUGCUUUUCAAUUCUUACCACUUGUCUGUGCGACAUUAUGCACCAACGCAAAUCUGUCAAAGAAACGAA